AUUUAUCUCGUGCCUCUUUUGACAUACGUGAAAUGGUAAAUAUCUUAUAAAUAGUAAGAUUUUAUGAAAAAGCUGAAUAAUUUAAUCCGAUUCGGAAAUUUGUUCCGACAUUCCCAGUUGAGAAGACGGAUCAGGAUUAAAUUAUGUCGACGGAGGAGUCAACGCCUCCCGCUAUGGAUGUAGAUACCGCGAGCGAUAACACGUCUAUAGAUGAUAAAAUAGAUGAUUUUUGUGAAAAUCCAACUAGAGAUGCUCUGACGGAAGGUUUAAUGAGUUUACUGAAGCCAACCGUUGAUCAGUUGGACGAAAGAAUUCGUGCUACUAGAAUAUGUCAGAUAGAAUUGAAGCAGCGAAUCGAAUCAUUGACGGACGUAUUGACGAAAAUCAACGAAGCUCUUCAGUGCCCGUUCGAGACCGAUUCUUACGUUAAGAAGCUUAUAAACGCUAAGCAAAAAAUAACGGUAGUAAGCAAUAUCUUGCAAACGACUCAGGAACGAAUAAAUAAACUUCAUCAGGCUGUAGAGAGAAAUACGGCGAAGAGAAAGGCUCUAUUGGAUCAUAGUUCUAUGUAUAGCGGUACUUCCAAUAUACAAGAAAAAGAGGAAGCAGCAGAAAACUAA
Messenger RNA from Vespula pensylvanica (western yellowjacket), 620 nucleotides. It is a transcript of the gene Snapin, whose product is annotated as SNAPIN protein homolog. NCBI's taxonomy places the organism in Eukaryota, Metazoa, Arthropoda, Insecta, Hymenoptera, Vespidae. Bases 144 to 620 code for a protein of 158 amino acids. The record is from RefSeq and is a predicted model, not a curated record. Gene Ontology annotation, cellular component: BORC complex; synaptic vesicle; BLOC-1 complex. The transcript is spliced from 2 exons. Gene Ontology annotation, biological process: lysosome localization; endosome to lysosome transport; intracellular protein transport. Gene Ontology annotation, molecular function: SNARE binding.